UUGAGAGUGGACUGCCAUUUUGCGUUCCUCUUGAUUAUUAAAUAUCUCAUCAACUUAUUAAUAUAUUAUUAAUAUUAUUAUUAUUAUUAUUAAUAAAAAUAAAAUUUCAUUAACUGAGUGCGUGAAUCUGUUCGAUAAAUUAUUUUAUUCAAAAUCAGUGUUUUAAUUUUUUUUAAUUUAAAUUUGAAUUUAAAUUGCCGGUUAUUUCUAAAAAAAUUAUCCGUUAGUAAUUUAAGAUAAAAAAAAAGUAGGUGCAGUGAUUUAAAUAAAGUAGAAAUUAGCAUCUUGAGUGCAGAGUCUCGGAGCACGUUUUAUAAAAUCACGAGUUAAAGCGUCACUUUGUGUCUCACUCGCACUCAUUGCGCGCGGAAUCUUCACCGCCUGGUGGCUCUGUAUUACCGACAGACAUUAUUCAUCUCAACAAUCAAAUUUCCCGCUCUCAAUAUUCCCGGUUAUGAGUUUAAAUAAAACACAAAGUGUAUACUAAAAAAAAAAAAAAAAAUAAAUAAAUAAAUAAAUAACUGAGUUUGAUGAUCUCUAAAUGGCGGUUAGUUUGAAUGCGUGUGCAGUGUUGGCGGUAUUUUCAAAUUUACAUACGAUUUAAUAAAGUGCCGGAUCUUUUGUGUGUGUGGUCUGUCAUGCCUGACAUGACAAUUGUCUCGUGAGUGCAAAAGGAUCUAUAAUUUAUAAAAAAAACACAUAUUUGAGAUUUUAAAAGGAGCAGAACCAAUACCACUUGGACAUGUAUCCAAGUGCUGGAAUAAAUGCCGCUGCUGUUGCUGCAGCAGCAGCCGCCCGACAUCCGGGUCCACCACAACCAGGACAACCAUUUAAGUUUACAGUUAUCGAUUCCUGUGAUCGUAUAAAGGAGGAAUUUAAUUUUCUACAAGCCCAAUACCACAAUAUUAAAAUGGAGCUGGAGAAACUCGCCCAGGAGAAGACCGAGAUGCAGCGCCACUACGUUAUGUAUUACGAGAUGUCGUACGGACUCAAUGUGGAAAUGCAUAAACAGACGGAAAUUGCCAAGCGGUUAAAUGCCAUCAUAGGACAGAUCUUGCCAUUUUUGUCACAAGAACAUCAUCAGCAAGUGGCCAGCGCUGUUGAACGAGCUAAACAAGUCACAAUGACUGAACUGAAUUCAAUUAUUGGCCAACAGAGGCCCGACUUGCCGAGGCUGCUGCAACAAAUGCACGCCCAACAAAUGCCACCAGGUGCUGCGAUGGGUCCACACCCUGGAAUGCCGAGCUUACCGGGCCUAGGACCUGGUGGUCUCCAAGUUCCUACCUCAGCAUCAGCGGCACUUCUAGGCCUAGGAUUGCCACCUGGUGGAUCUGCACCUGGAGGUGCUGGCGCUCAUCCUCUGUCGAUGUUGACUAAGCCUGAUCUUCAUCGUGGCCAGUCUGAGGAUUUGAAACCCAACGGCGGUCUCAAUUCCGAGGAAAGACAUAGAAAUUCAAUAUCUCCAGCGGAACGUGAAAAAUACAGCAGACCGAGGAGUACACCAGAUCCCGGUCAUCAUGAUCACAUGCACCUCAAAAAACUGAAGAAAGAACAAGACAAAGAUAUUGGACAUCAAAGCGACGGUGAAAAAAGCGACCAAGACUUGGUAGUGGAUGACGCGAGUGAAGGAGCUGCGAGUCCACCGGCAAAUGGAACCUCGUCACCACGCGAAAAUGGGCUCGACAAAAUGGGCCCCUCGGUGGGCUUAAUGAGCAGUCAAAUGAAGAAAGAAAUACCGCCGCAGUCGCCAAAGAGCGGAACUAGCAGCAACGCGAGCACUCCGUCGGCUAAGAAGAUGGAGGAGCGCGAGAAACCUACCACACCGAUAUCGAAACCUGUGACACCGACCUCAGCGGGUGGCAGCAGUUCGGGCUCGGGCGGUCUCAAACCCAGUGGUUCAAACAAACCCCUGGUUUCAGCGUCAGCUGUCGGCCCUUACCCAUCACAUUACCCACCACCUCACCAUCCGCCGGCUGGUCCUCACGUUGAAAUGCUUGGAUACCCACCGGGUGCACUCAAUGGAUACCCAACGAGACCGCCUCUUCAGCAGCUUUACGAUCCUCACGGCGCUAUGAGAGCACCACUAGGUCCAAUUGGAGUUCCUGGCGGCAAACCAGCUUACAGUUUCCACGUGUCGAGUGAGGGUCAAAUGCAACCGGUGCCCUUUCCGCCCGAUGCGCUAAUUGGACCAGGGAUUCCACGUCACGCACGUCAAAUAAACACUCUCACUCACGGCGAAGUUGUCUGCGCGGUGACAAUCUCCAACCCCACCAAGUACGUCUACACCGGAGGUAAAGGUUGCGUUAAAGUCUGGGAUAUCAGCCAGGGUGGCAGUGGUAGCGCUAAACCAGUCUCUCAACUCGACUGCCUCCAACGCGACAACUACAUCAGAUCAGUCAAACUGCUGCCGGAUGGCAGAACGCUUAUCGUCGGUGGUGAAGCUAGCAACCUCAGUAUCUGGGACUUGGCGAGUCCGACGCCGAGAAUAAAGGCCGAGUUGACGUCCGCAGCACCUGCUUGCUACGCUCUCGCAAUAUCCCCCGACUCAAAGGUCUGCUUCAGCUGCUGCAGCGACGGCAACAUCGCCGUCUGGGAUCUACAGAACCAGACUCUCGUAAGACAGUUCCAAGGACACACGGACGGUGCCUCCUGCAUAGACAUCUCCGCAGACGGAUCUAAACUCUGGACCGGUGGUCUCGACAACACCGUAAGGUCUUGGGACCUCAGAGAGGGCAGACAGCUCCAGCAACACGACUUUACCUCCCAGAUAUUCUCCCUGGGCUACUGUCCCACCGGCGAGUGGCUCGCCGUCGGCAUGGAGAACUCAAACGUCGAAGUCCUUCACGCAAACAAACCCGACAAGUAUCAGUUGCAUUUACACGAGUCUUGUGUCCUGUCGCUGAGAUUCGCCUCCUGCGGCAAGUGGUUUGUCUCCACCGGCAAAGACAAUCUACUGAACGCGUGGCGUACGCCAUAUGGUGCCUCCAUAUUCCAGUCAAAGGAAUCAUCAUCAGUAUUAAGCUGCGAUAUAUCAACAGACGACAAGUACAUUGUCACCGGAUCAGGAGACAAAAAGGCAACCGUAUAUGAAGUGAUAUACUAAAAUAAAUAUUAUUGUUAAUAUACCUUCUAUGCGCUUGUUAUAUUUAUAAACUUUAGUUAUUAUCUAUAAUAAUAAUAAUAAUAUUAAUAAUAAAAAUAAUAAAGGAUCUACAUUGAUAUACUAAAAUAAUAAUAGCGGGUAGAUAAACUCCCGAAGUGAUAACUAUGCUCGGUAUCUAUUUUAAAGUAGACAAAUUAAGGUCAGAGACACUUUUAACCCGUGACGUUUUUUUUUGACUCAAUAAUUAUUACCCCCAGCUUUACUUCAGUCUCUCUAUUUAAAUCCGAGCAGUUUAUUUUAUUGACGAAACCAUGAAUCGACAACAAAAAAUCACCGUUAUAUACAUAAAUAUACUGAUGAAUAAUUAAAACAGUGGGAUAAUCGUGAUAAUGCCCGGUGUAAUAUAUAGAAUUUUAACCAAGUGAGAUUGUAAGGGCACAUAAUUAUUAAAAUCAGAUUUAAAUAGUUGUCUAUUAAAAGUAAAUAAAUAUAAGUGAGGGAGUUGAUUAAAUUAAUGACAGUGUAUUAUAUUAUAAAUACUUACAAUCAUAAGAUUAAUGUGACGAUUUGUUUAUAAUUACACAUAUACAUAAAUAUAUAUAUUAAAAGUAGAUUCAUAUUAUGAAUAAAUUAAAAAUAUAAAUUUUCUUACUAAUUCGAUUAUAUAAAUUGAUAAAUUUUAGUAAAGGCCUAAUUUUAUUGAUCAGUUUUGAAUGAAAAAAAAAAAAAAACAAACAAAUUUUCAAUAUUAGAAUAGUGGCUGAUUAAUAAUAAAGUAUAUCAAAUUUUAAUCGCUUUUUUUAUUUAAAAAAAAAUUAAACUUUUUUUUUAAUAACAAAGAAAGAAAAAAAAAGUAAAACAAAUAGUUCCCCGAGGCCUCUACAAGGUACAUAUAGAUGAUGCAAAGCGCGUGAUACAAAAAAAAUAUAUAUAAUGUCGUAUAUUUAUAUUUUGUUACAGGAAUAAAUAAAGAAAGAAAGAAAAGAAAUAAUAAUUUGCAGUUGUUUUUAAUUAUUAAUUAUUACCAAUCAAUUAAAAUAAUAGUAAUGUCUAUUGUCUAUGCUUAUAUAUAUUUUAUCAAAGCAUUUAUAUGAAGAUAUGUAAAAUUGUUUGUUAAUAAUUUGAAUAAAACGACUGCUACUCUAAUAACUAUUUAAAAUAAUAGACCAAUAGAAACAACGAUACCUCAACAAGACUCAAUAGUUUUUAUUAUUGCUACAAAUCAACUGUACAAAUGGGAUAUUCUUUUACAGUUUUUAAAUCUAUUUGUUUUUAAAGUAAACAAUCGAUUAAACGUCUAUGUAAAUUUAUUAAUGAAUAAUUAAACAAAUUAAAUUAAAUAUAAUAUAUAGUAUCACUGAGCUCGCAUCGUCCUAAUGACUAAUUAUUUGCAAUUAGAUUAAUUACAUUUAUUCAAUUGCUCAUUUAUUUUUUUUUUUUCAAACAACUUAAACAUGCAGCAACGAAAGUUUGUAAAUUUAAAAAAUAAAUAUGACAACUGUAUAUUUUAUAGUAAUUAUAAAAGAUGAUUUUUUUGGUUUAAGUUAACUGUUAAGUGUUUAUAAGUUUUAGAGGUAUUAUUGAUUAAUUGAUCUGUUGCAUGCAAAGAGAGUUAAUACUCAGUGUUGUCGCACACAAUUAUUAUUAUAAUUUAUUUAUAUUUUCUGGCUUUGUCUAUUGAUUAUUAUUAUAAAAGCAAGUGUAAAUUAUUGAGAGGAUUAUUUUUAGGGUAUUUACAUAAAUGUAAUAAAGAUUUAUUUGUAUUUUAUAAUAAUGGAUAAAAAAAAAAUGAUUUUUAUUUCUCAAGGAACUUUAAGA
This is a messenger RNA of Microplitis demolitor, 4921 nucleotides long. Its product is annotated as protein groucho. Gene Ontology annotation, cellular component: transcription regulator complex; nucleus. Gene Ontology annotation, biological process: negative regulation of canonical Wnt signaling pathway; regulation of DNA-templated transcription. The record is from RefSeq and is a predicted model, not a curated record. NCBI's taxonomy places the organism in Eukaryota, Metazoa, Arthropoda, Insecta, Hymenoptera, Braconidae. Bases 743 to 3103 code for a protein of 786 amino acids. Gene Ontology annotation, molecular function: transcription corepressor activity; protein binding. The transcript is spliced from 11 exons.